CAAACGUCAUCUUUGUCGUACCUACCAAUAGCAAAAGAGAAGGAGGACUCCUACUCCAUAACUGGGUCCCAAAAGCCAUCAUCUUUUUUGCCAACGCGUAAAUUUUUAUAAUAUUUUUCUCCUCAAAAGAUGAAUCCCAAGUUAAAAAUCUCCUGUUUCCUACUCAAGCGCCUGGAACGUAUCAAGCAGCAAUCCAGUGGUUGUUUAUUUGGAGUGAUUUAUGGCGAGGGAACCCUCCUGCUCUUGGGAUUCAAUAUUGAAUCAACAAUUGGUCAACUGAACUACAAACACAUUCAGUACAAAUUCCCAGCUGAGCUGGAUUUGUGUGGCUUGGUCAAGUUUGGAGACUGCACCGAUGCUGAGGCUCACAUUAAUGUGAUUCUCAAGGACGUUGACAUCACAGAUAAUCCGAUCUUGUUGCAGCUCGAACUGGGAACACUGAUGGGCAUGAAAGCAUCGAUAUUCAUGCACGAGAAACUCGAACAAAUCCCCUACGAAGUUAUGGAAGCCGAGGAGUUGUAUACAGACUUUUGCUUCAGUCGCAUCAAGUGCAAUCUUAUGUUGUACACUGAGUCGACAGAGGAUGCAGUGAAAAAGAACAUGCAUGUUUUGAGGAAAAACGUAGCUGGAGGAAGCACUGCCUUCCAUGUGAAAAACACCAAGGUAUAUCUUACAGGAGCGGGCAAUUAUCCUGCGAACAACAUCACAACAGAAUCGAGUAUAUCGUCGAUUGUCCAGAUGGUUUCGAGGAACUCAAAUGGUGGCGACGGCGACAACAAGACGACAAAGAAAUCCGCAAAGGAAACUUCAUCUUCUGUUCCAACGGAGUUUAGUAUCAUUACAAUCGACGUCCUAAAGAACAAAACGAGGGAGAGGCCGAACAAGAAUGACCCACCAGCCGCAGCUGGUUCAAUGCGUUUAAACCGAGAAGAAAAGAAGAUUGCGAUACCCUUGAAUGUGGAAGCGAUGGCGAUUCUCUACAAGAAGACCAAACUGACGAGGUUCUACGACAUCCUUAUCGAGAGUAUCUGCAGGUCGUUGCGCCUAUUCGAAUAUGCCAUCACUGAGCGCUUGGAAGAAGGUCUGGAACCGACGAUUCCACGCUGCUUCCACUUCUUUCCACCAGAGUUCGGUCAUUUUCUGACGUAUGUCUAUCCGGAGGGAGUAUCAGAAGACGAAACGAAUAUGCAGCAACAGAGGAAAAAGUUGCACUACCAUUUUGGACUGCCCAUUUCUCGUCCGUACUUCAGGCGUGCAAAUUGCUUCUUGUUCCGCGAUGAGCUCGACCCCAAAGAACCACUGCUAAACACACAUGUCGGUCUGCGUCCGAGUGGCGUGAAGGAAGGUCGACAGUAUCUCGUUCAAGGCAACUACAGUUACUAUCACUAUUUGCAGCAGGACAUGCGGGACAAUGGCUGGGGCUGUGCCUACCGUUCACUGCAAACGUUGUGUUCAUGGUUCAGAUGGCAAGGCUAUACUGAGCGCAGUCCUCCAACUCACUUAGAGAUUCAGAAAUACUUGGUCCAUAUAGGCGAUAAGCCGCAGUCCUUUGUGGGAUCUUCGCAGUGGAUCGGUUCGACAGAGGUUUCAAUGUGCUUGCAGGGCUUUCUGAAUGUAGACUCAAAAAUUCAACACUGUUCAUCGGGCGCUGAUCUUGCAACCAUGGGCUCAGACCUGGCCAUGCACUUCCAAUCUCAAGGCAGCCCCAUCAUGAUCGGAGGAGGUGUUCUGGCGCACACAAUUCUCGGAAUAGACUACAACAGCCAGACAGGACAGAUCAAAUUUCUCAUCCUGGAUCCUCAUUACACUGGUGCCGAUGAUCUGGGCACAAUACAGGCGAAAGGUUGGUGCGGCUGGAAGGGUCCGGAAUUUUGGGAUAAGAAAUCUUAUUACAACAUGUGCAUGCCACAAAGGCCAAUUAUAUAUUAAUUCUGUUAUCAUUUAUGAGAAGGUAUAGGGAAGAAAUUUCUUAUUUUUAACAAUAUGUUUUAUUUUUGUGUGGGCGGAUAUCGCCCGUUUUUUUAAUGUUUUAUUAAAAAUAUUCAUGUUUUUUUUAGGAAAAAACAAAACAAUUUGUAAAGACUCAGAUAGACAUGAUGUUUUUUUUUGUAAUUCUUGUUUUAUUUUAUACCUAUUGAAUGUUGAUUGUAAGAUAAAAUAAUAAAUCUAUAAAAAUGUA
Messenger RNA from Eupeodes corollae, 2179 nucleotides. It is a transcript of the gene Ufsp2, whose product is annotated as probable Ufm1-specific protease 2. NCBI's taxonomy places the organism in Eukaryota, Metazoa, Arthropoda, Insecta, Diptera, Syrphidae. The coding region runs from base 130 to 1929 and encodes 599 amino acids. The transcript is spliced from 2 exons. The record is from RefSeq and is a predicted model, not a curated record.